CGGGCCAAUGGGCGCGGGGUGGCGGGCGGUCCCGGCGCCCGGCUGAGGGCGCGGGCGGGCGGCCGGACAGACGGACGUGAGGCUGCAUCGCGGGAGGCGCAUGGCGGGGAUGGCGCUGGCGCGGGCCUGGAAGCGGAUGUCCUGGUUCUACUACCAGUACCUGCUGGUCACGGCGCUCUACAUGCUGGAGCCCUGGGAGCGGACGGUCUUCAAUUCCAUGUUGGUGUCUGUCGUGGGCAUGGCCCUGUACACUGGAUAUGUCUUCAUGCCCCAGCACAUCAUGGCAAUACUGCACUAUUUUGAAAUUGUACAAUGACGAAGAUGUGACCAGAAUCAAAAGAUUCCUUGGAGAAGAUCUGCCCUCCAAAGUUGGAAUGAGACUUCAUCAGGUGUCAUGAGAAACUACUGGAUGUCAGCAUAACCGACCGUAUAAAUAUGAAGACUAAAAUUCAUGAGUAGAACAGGAAACUCAUCCUGACUCAUGUGUUGUGUUCUUUAUUUUUAAUUUUAGAAGAGGCUCUUGUAUAGUAGUUUUUGUCUAACAUUGUAGUCAUUUGUACUUUGAUAUUAGUAUUUUCUUAACCUUUGUGACUGUUUGAAUAUUACUCCAUGAAAGCUUUUUUUAAUGUAACUUUGAGUACAUUUUAAUUGCCUUCUAUUUUUAAAACUCAAAGUAAUUAGUUGGGCUUUAUUGUUCUUGCUAUUGUAUGGCAUAUACAUCUGCCUGGAUAUAUUUCUAUUCUUGACCAAAGUUUUGUAAGAAAUAAUACAAGAUUUGGAGCAGGGGGCUGGGGAGGGAGGCUAUUUUAUUGAGAAUUACUUACAAAAGACUUAUCUGUGAGUUUGAACUCAGGAGUAUAAUUUUAGCUUUCUAGACUCCUACCAGUCUAUGCUUUCAAACUAUUAAAAUGUUUCUUAGCAAUGAAUAAAAGUAAAGAUCUUGCUAAAAUUAAAAUAAGGAACAUUUCAUCUUUUAAAUAUUUAAUUCUUAUGAGACUUAUUCCCAGAAAACUUUGGUGAUGAUUCUUAAGACCGUAGGUGGUUAGCUAAUAAUAUUAUUAAUGCUUCUGUAUAUUGUAGAGUUUUUAAUAGAUGGAAACCAGUUUCCUCUGAGAGCCACUAUUUAGUUUCAUGACUGUAAUGGGUGCUGCAAAUGCAUUUGCACAUUGCACUAAGAUGUGAUGAGAUGAAUUAUUAAAAAAGAUAGCAAAAAGAAGUGUAAAUUUGGCUAAAAUCCUUACACUCUUUGUAUUCUUAUUUUUAAGAUUUUUAUUCCUUAAAUGUAAAAUGACUAUCUAAAUUUUUGAUGUAAACUCAUUAAAUUCAAAGACAACAAGAA
Molecule: messenger RNA, 1339 nt
Organism: Cavia porcellus (domestic guinea pig)
Lineage: Eukaryota; Metazoa; Chordata; Mammalia; Rodentia; Caviidae
Gene: Sptssa
Product: serine palmitoyltransferase small subunit A
Exons: 2
Coding region: 101-316 (71 amino acids)
Biological process (GO): ceramide biosynthetic process
Cellular component (GO): serine palmitoyltransferase complex
Molecular function (GO): serine C-palmitoyltransferase activity
Source: RefSeq, a predicted model, not a curated record